Molecule: messenger RNA, 19744 nt
Organism: Cinara cedri
Lineage: Eukaryota; Metazoa; Arthropoda; Insecta; Hemiptera; Aphididae
Source: the annotation of a GenBank genome assembly
UAUCGGUUCGACACCAGCUGCUGCCUGCGAUCGCCCAACGGAUAGUAGUUUAGUCGUACUGCUCGCGCCACUACUCGCGUUGCCGUUGCUCCGUAGUCGCGUACGCGUGCUGUUCGUCGACGUUCGUCCGUCACUCUGUCGCCGUCCUCUCGGCGAAUCUUUUUCUCUCCGCGAUCUGAUUAUUUUCGUAUUUUUCGUUUGUUGUUUCGCGUACACGCGCAAUAGAGAAAUCUAUCGGAGGGCAACAUCGCCCGCCAUGUAAUAGCUCGGUCGUAGCUGGGUAAUAACCGUUGUGAUUAUUGUUCCCGAUACGAAAAAACAUUAUGACUUGAUUGCCGACCGCGUGCGUGUGUUGCGUGUUCUGUGCCCACCCCAACAUAAUAUUGUAUUUUAAUAGUCGCGGUUAUUGUUUCGGACGAUAUUCUGUUGAACAUGCCUUUGUUUAACCGGAAAUCCGCGCAAAAGAUCAAGGAAGACCCCACCGCCGCCGCCGCGGUGCACAAUAACAACAAACAGCACUGCAAUAACGAACACGACGAGCAAGUGCAAAAAAACUUGGUGUUUCACUGUCAACAGGCCCAGGGCAGUCCGACGGGACUGGUGUCCAAUUUCUCCAACGUCCGCGAACUGUACCAGCGGGUGGCCGACUGCUAUGACUUUUCUUCAGACGAAGUAAUAAUAAUAAUAAUAAUAAUAACAACAACAACAAUAGUAAAACCAUACCUAUUGCAUUGCCCGCAAAAUACAAUAUUCUCACCCCGAUAUACUGACAUUGUCGUAUCUCACAGUAUUCAUUUUUAGCUGUAUAUCAUUACGAUACGCAUGCUUUUUUUUAUAUGUAACUUUUCAACCAGUAAUCUGACUCCGAUCAUCAAAUGUAACGUGUUUUUUUUAAAAAAAACAAAACGAGCAUUUCGUCCAGUAGUUCUUGUAAUAUUCACGAAAAUCAGGGGGAAACGUAUAGGGUAAACGGAUGUACGCAUUAACGGUUUCUGUUCCUUCGAUUUUGUUUUUUUGUUGUAAUUCGAUUAAAACUAUAAUCGCGAAGACCUGCAAAUUCAUCGAACACUAAUAUUAGCCCUUUACAUAUGUGGUAAAAUGUUGAAAACGUUUUAACGAUCUGUGAGUCAUUUGUAGGCAUUCGAAACUAUUUAGUUAAUUUUUAGUUUUUAUUUGGUUUUAUGACGACAAAAUGAUUGUUUUAUACUCAGCAGAAGUGCUUGAAUAUUUAAUACGAUGUUCUCCGUAAGUUAUGUUACCACAGUAAGUACUGGCACACCCGUUAAUAGUAUCAACUCUUACUUAUAUUAAUGUGUCGUUAAGUAUUUCUCUCUUAAAAUAAUAUAUUAUACUACCUAUAUUCUAAAGUGUUAUGACCUACCUAUAUAUUUGUUUGUAACGUCACUCGGUGAAAAUCUGUCGGUUUACGUACACGCAUGUACAAAUUUAUUUAAAAAUAUAUAAAAAAAAAAUUGGCGUCUAUGAGUUUCCGGACCGGAAGACUAACUACGCCACUAACUGCGCGUGGUGGCGGAGAGAACAAAUACCGUUCCGGUUAAAGGGACACGGAAAUCAUUGGCCAUAACGCGCGUACCUACCAGUAGGUAAUCCCCCAGCUCUGUGCACCACAACAAUAUACGAACAAUAAUAUAUUAGUACAAUAAUAAUAAUAUGCGAUUUUCACCAGUUGGAAAACACUAUAGGAGAUUUAUGAAUUUCGUAAAAAAACUUUUCAUCGUCACAUACUGUGUGCGUCAUCUGCAACAUUCAAACAGCGCUUUCACAUAAACAUAAUAUUAUCACUACUCGUGAACAUGUCCAUUGUUAUUUUUUUCGGACUUUGGAUUUCUUAUCAAAACGGCCCAUGAACCACAAAUCAUAUAGCCACGGCACAUAAAAUGCACCACUAUAAUAUACUUAUACAUAUAAGUAAAACGUGAGGGCAUAAACCGCCCUCGACUAUUUAUCGAUCAAAUUAUACAUAUUAAAAUAUCAAUAUAAUAAUAUCCUACACAUACAGUAUAACAUUAAGUUACGAAAAUUCUAGAGUCUCAAUUUUAAAACUACUAUAAGUUUUAAGCCUUCUAUAUACUCCAAUGAUUGUAAUCAUUCAACAAAAAUAUAAAAUUAUUUUUGUUGGUACAAAAAUAUGUUUAAAAUUAAGUAAAUUUUGCUUUUUAACACAAAAAAAAUAUCUCUGUGAUUCUUUCUUAUUAGAUUUGACUAUAAAAACAAAUUAUGUACGGUAAAUAAGUAUAUAAAUAAAAAAAUUAUGUAUAAAAAUAAAAAAUAAAUAAAUAAAUAAAUGCGUCGCCUGCAGUAUUAUGAUAGUUGUAUUAUACGACUGGUUUCGUAUUAAAAAUUCAUCAACAACAAGUAUAUCACAGUCAAAAUAUAAAACGCGACAGAUUAUGUAUUUAAUAUCUAAUGACUAUUGACACGCGUAUUGACAGACAUAGGCCCUGUCCGAGUUUAGCCCAAGUCAAAACGUAACCUAGUUGAUUUUAAGAGUUUUAGGUGUUUUACAAAAUAUUAUAUAACCUAUUUGUUGGUUCAAACCCGAUACUGUUCCAAAGGAGUUAUAGUAUCCUAUAAGUGUUUACCUAUAAAACCUAUACUUGCAAGUUGAUAAAAAGUCACCACGGGUUCGGAUAAAGCGGGUAAAUGGAAUAACUUAAUUUACUUGUUGAUUCAAACCCGAUGAAAACCUAUCCAUGCCCAUUGUUAUAUUAUAGAAUAUAAUAUAGAGACCGCUGGUUUUUAUUUCAAAUCCUAUACAUAGGAUACAUACUAUGUUAUGGUAAUAAUAAUUAUUAUUUGUAAUACGACGUUCUUGUUAAACGAUUUGAAUAAUGUAUCAUUAAUAUCGAAUAUUAGUAAAAUACAUAGCGUAUGACGUAAUACGCCUAGCUGAGAGCAAUAGCGCGCAGCCGUUUUAUUAUAAUUUGUGAACGACUCUAUUGAAAUGGAUGUGUUCAUAGUUCCAAUAUAAUAUUUGAAUCAUUUAAGCGCAUCAUAAUAUUUCAUCACACAACAUCGUGUGUCCUCUUUACAAACGAGAAUAACUGAAUACUCGUACAUAUUAUAUAUAAUAAAAUAAAAAAUAAAUAAACAAAAAAUGUAUGUAUAAAAAUAAAAAAUAAAUAAAUGAAUAAAUGCGUCGCCUGGGGUAUUAUGAUAAGUGUAUUAUGCGACCGGUUUCGGAUUAAAAAUACAUCAGGUAUAUCACAGAAAAAAUGUAAAACGUGACUGAAUAUAAAAAAAUGAAAUGAAGAAAUACAUAGAAAAAUAAAAAUUGUACAAAUUGGUCGUUUUACAUAGAAAUAAUUUUUUUUAAUAAGAGAGAUUUUUCUUAAAUUGGUUAUUAUUACACAUAGACAUGUUAAGAACUAUAAAUUAUUUGGUUAUUAUUUAUUAUCUAAAAUGUAUUAAUAUAAUAGAUAUUAUUUUUAAAUUCGGUUUGUACAUUUAAAAUAUUGUUAAAAUUAUUUUUCUUUAUUUCAUUGUUUCUAUGUAAUUCUUCUAAUACUGAAUUAAUGUAAUAAAUGUUAUUUUGGGUGUUUAAUAUCUAUUAGUCUGUAUUAAUAUCAAAGCUUUUAUUAUGGUUAUUUUCUAAAACAUUUAUAGCGAAAUUUGAAUUAGGGGCAGUCUUUUUUAAUUUUAUUUCAGAAAUGUGUUCUUCAUAUUUUAUUUUAAAAUUUUUAUUUGUCUUACCUACAUAUAAUUUAUUACAGUUACAUUUAAGUUUAUAUAUACCAGCAUUUUCAAAAAAGGGGGAUUUUUUGUGAAGUUUUUAGUUCUAUUGUUUAUAUGUUUGAUUAAAUUAUUAUUAGUCUCAAAAGCGAUUUUUAUAUUAUUUGUUCAGAAUUUUAGCGAAUUCGUUAGACACAUCAUUUUGAUAUUUCAUACUACUAUAGUUAACAACAUUAGCGAGUUGUGUAUUAUCUUUUCUUUAAUACGUUUAUGAAUUUUUAAUAGUAUUUAAAUUACAAUUAUUUCUAUGGACUAUAUUAUAGAUAAUAUUGAUCUCAUGUUGAUAAUUACGUUUAUUUUAUGGAAUACGUUCAAGCCUAUAUAAUAUUGAAUUAAAAAAAAAAUAUCAAAAAAUAUUAUUUUUUUUUUUACAUUUUAAUGAUCAUUCAUAAAAGUGCGUGAUACCGACAUGCGCUGUGUCCGUCUUACAUACGUACGAAAGCAAAUACGUUCAGCUGGGACAACUUUGUGCUGUUAGUUUUAAUAGUAUAUUGAAAUGAUAUGAUCUAUUAUCAAACUUAUAAAUGGGAACAUUAUCUAUGCAUGGUGUUAUUUUUUUUCGAUAAUGAAAAAUUAUCAUAAGCACAAUUAAAAUUAUUUACCAGUAAAAUAAAUAUAUUUCCAUUUCCGACUUAGGUAUCCUGUAGUAUAGUACCGUAAUCCGGGUUCAAAACUGAAAUCCGUCGAACACAAUAGUCUAAAUCGACUAAAAUAUACAUUCAUACUAAUUAUAAUAAUUAUAUUAUAAAUUAUAUACCUACUGUUUAAAAUUACAAUCUUGUAAGUACUUUCCGGUAAAACUGACUUAUUCGAUCGUUUCUAAACAAUAUACCUAUAAUAAUAAUAUGAUAUUUUUCUAGAAGUUCAACUAUAAAGCCGUUGUUAAAAUAAUAACUAUAAUAAGUAUAAUGAUAUACAUUGCUAUUCUAAAAGUUGCACGACUAGUUAUUAGUUAUAUACCAUAUUUGUUAAAGUCAAUAUAAAUCUUCACAUUUCUUUUUGUCAUUAUAGCCGGUGGAUAUACGGGUACUAGGUAGGUAUAACUUUUAUUUUCGCAUUGCUGUAGUAUUUAUAAUCACUUCGCUUUAACACAUUCUACUCGUCUUGUUAAUGGCGAUACUGUCAAACAAGAUGAAACGUUGGAUUGAUUCUAGGUCGAGUUUGAAAUAUUCACGGUGGCGUGUAUAGAAAGUUGUAAAAAAAUUGUUACCUAUAAAUUAUCAUCGAUUAACGUAUAUUUUUUAACACGGUAUACAUAUUUUUUUUUUUAGAUUGUAAAAACCAUAAUAUAUGUAUAUAAUGUGAUCCUAUUCAUGUAUACCUAUUACUUAUGCACGUAUAUUAUCUACCAUUACUGUAAUAGUCAAAUUUUGUUGAAAAUAUAUUUUAUAGAUACCUAUACGCAAGUAAUCAAUUGAAAAAAAUACAAUAUUGUAAUAUACCAGGUAAAAUUAAUAUUAUAAUAUUCUUAUAAAAAGGAGGAUUUAUUUUUUUCUCGUAGGUAUAGAUAGUAAAAUAAUAAUUACAUUUUUUUUUAGUCAUAAUAAUGAUUUGAAGUCUAUACAAAACCGAAAUGAUAUAUUAUUACUACUUCUACGGGGAAAAUAAUUAACAUUUUUAUUAGGUAUAUUAAUUAGGCAUUCGAAAGUGUAAACAUAUAAAGGUAUAAUAUUAGGUGUACAAAAAGAGUUUAAAAUAUUAUAACGUAAUAGGUAAAAUAUUUUAUGAUUUUAAACACAAUAGGUCAGUGUGCAUUAUUCAAAUUUUAUAUGAAUAGCCAUAGGUUAGGUUAGUAUUUAUUUUCAGUGCCAAAAUAUUAUUAUAUUGUUGUACAUUGAAAAUGUUAAACAUUGGGUGACAUGGCAUUUAAGAACGUAUAACCUAAUGUCAGAUUUAUUAUUUAACUUUUCUUUUUUUUUUUUAACCUACUUUGAUUAGAUAUACAAGGUGAUUUUUAAGUAUGCUCGCCGUAUUUUUAUAGUUAGAUUAUGCAUAAAUUCUAAUUCUAAUUUUUGGAAUUUUUAAAUGUAGUGAAAGAUAAUACUUUCGCAUACUUAGAUUUUCCACAUCAUUUAAGGAGUAAAGUAGUAUACUAUGGCGAUACUAAUUUUGGUUUUUAAAAUGAGAAUCUAUUUGUUUUGUUAAGUACAAAUUGUUAAUCAGAUGAUUUUUCAGAAAAUAUUGAUGUACUCGUAUUGUUAUUGAAAUUUGAACGAAAAGUUUCUGAGUUAUUUUACUUUACUAAAUACUUUACUUUUACUAAGAAUAAUAUAGUCUUUUAUGGGAAUUGGAUACCAACCGUUUCAUAGGGGUUUAUAGGCAAUUUCUUGCUUUGAAUCGUGGAGUUAUCAAAAUAUCUUCAUUAAUAUAAAUAGCAAUAAACAUCUUACAUUUCUAGUUGCCUAGAGGUCCUCCAAAUUUUGUUACCGACGUGCAAAAAAAUCUGAAAUACAGCCUUUGAGGUACCCUCUUAUCGCGCCAUGAUUCAUCUCUAAAAAAAAGUACCCAUCUCAAACAAAACAUAAAGAUACAGAUUUAAUAUAAUGUUCUGCUGUAAUGUAUGCAUUAUUACUAUUUAAUUUUACAGUAGUACAUAAUUUGUGUCAUUUGUGUUUAAUAAAAUAUCAAUAAACCUAUAGGUAUGAUAUUUUUCUUAAAUGGGGGCGAUAUCAAAAGUAUACUUCUAAAAGAAAAAAAAAGAACAAAAUUCGUCAAUAUAUAAAAGGAUAUAUUAUGAAUAUAUUAUGAUUGCCCUGCAAAAGCGCCAACCAUUAUUCAAUAAUUACAUUACCUUCAUUUCAUUUUACUCCAGCCAAGUUAUUUCAUUAUAUUAGAGUCCAUAAUUAUUUAAUUUUAAGUAUUUAUUACACGUUAAUUCUACCGUAAUUUUAUAAUUAUAAUGUUGUAUUAAUAACUUUCAAUUUAGUUGUUUAAAUGUGGUUUAUACCUACUUCUUGCCUACUAUAGAUUACUUGAUUCAAAUAAUAAUUACUAAGUAUCUACUAUGAUUAUUGCUUUAAGAAAAAAAAAAAAAAUCAUAUCAUAACCAUCAGUGAUCUUCAGUAAUCGAAAUAUAAUAAAUAUAUUCAUUAUAAAUGUAUACCUAUAUUAUUAGUAUAAUUAUUAAUCAAUUAAAUUAAAUGUAAUUGUUCUUAUUUUACUAUACUGCAACCCAUAACCAAUACAAUUUAUUUCAAUGUCUUACACUAAACGGAUAUAGGUACCCAAUAUAAUUACACAAUGUCCAUGCAUACCUAACGGAUAUUAAAUUAGUUAAGUAAAUAUUAUAAUAAUAAAUCAUAAAAUUAUUUUUUAAAAAUAAAAAGUAAAAUUAUAUUAGUUUUGUAUGUUCAAAUCUUGCACCUAAAUACUUUUUAGAAAUCUAGGUAUUCCGUUCACGAAAAAAAAGAUUUUUUUUACUAGUGAAUGUGACAGGUAGGUAAUAUAAAAAGAUGACGUAUACAUAUACCUAUGUAAAAUUUUGUUAUGUUUUAUGUAUUACACGAAUAAAAAAUAAUAUAAAAAUGUUACCAAACUUUCUAGACAUUGAUUUACUUAAACAUUUUUUUUUUUUUUGUGGCUUAUAUAUCCAGACUUAUUUCGUACAACUUAUAUCUUUUAAUAUUAUGGACUUCAAUGGAAUAAAUUGAUUAUUGUUAUUAGAUUUAUCUAUGUUAUUUUAAUCGUAAUCUAAAAUUCUGACGAGUAGUUAUGGUAUAAGUUGGUUUAGAAUUACUUUUGAAACAUCUCGAGUAAAAAUCAUAAUAUUAUUCAUUAACAAAUAAACAAAGUACCUAUACAAUAUACCGUAUUUUUGUUUUCUAUUUUAUUUAGGUUUAUUCGAUGCCAUCAACCUCAUAUUAAACAUUAGACCGGUAUAAUGUCCACAGUUAUUGUUGUUAAUCAUAUUAAGUAUUAAAUAUCGAGAUAAACAACGAAUAAAUAUGAAUACAUAAUUAAAAGAAUAAUUAUUAUAUAGUCUUAAUAAAAUGUAGUUAAUCACGUUUAUAUUAUUAAAGUUUUUCACAUUUCACAUUUAGUAGGGCUGAAUUUCGAUUUUUCUUUCCGGAAGGGAGGUGUCCAAAAUAAUAAUCAAUAAGUAUAAUUAAAUUAAUAAAAUCUAUAUUUGACAUAUUAUGUUACAAGUAUAGUUGGCUUUUAAUAUUUUUAAGAUUGAACAAAAAUAUGGGAAACUAAAUUAAAAGUUGAAAUUAAAGCAUACAUAAAUACUAAUUAUAAUACUUUAUACAUAUUUUAAACUAUUUGAUAGUAAUAAUAAACUUCUAUUUUUUUGAUAGUUUUGCAUGAUCCAUUAUAAAAUUGAAAAUAGUCUUAUCUGUUAAUUGUCCCGCAAUUUGCGACUGCCGACCGGUCGUAGAGAGAAAUCCAGAAUCUAGAGACAAAUUAAUCUUUGUCAAUAUCAAAUAUUAAACUUACCCAAUAACACCAAGCAUCGUUCUUUAAAAUAUGUAUAACAAAAAGAAGGUUUAAGGCUGAGGUAUAAGGUAUUCAAAAGAAAAAAUCAUAUUGUCAUUACUAACAUACAAAAUCCGAAUCCCACGGACCCUCAUGGUCUGGCAUAUUAGAUACAUAAUAUAUAUAUACAAUAUUAUCUGAUCUGACAAUGAUUUGCUACUGCUAGAUAAUAGUAUAAAUAAUAGUGAUAAUAAUAAUAGUUUUCUUAUCUAUGACAACCAUAUUUGUCAUCCAUGCACCAAGGUAACCCAUGAAUAAACAAAAAUAAAUAUAUGAAUAAACAACUAUAGAUAUUCGAACCAAAAAUACCUAAACACCCCUAUUUUACUCCCUUGGGAUAGAAUUUUCAAAAAUCCUUUCUUAGCGGAUACCUUCGUUAUAAUAGCUAUUUGUAUGCCGACCUUCAAUUCGUCCAGUGGUUUGAAAUAGGCGAAUAUGAAUCAGUCAGUCGGUCAGGGCAUGUUAUUAUAUAUGUAUAUAUAAUAUACACCUAGAUAAAUAACAUAAUGAGAUUAAAAAUAAAACUAAUCUAUUAUUUUGUAUUGAUUUUCUCGUACAUAUUUAUACAAAAUACAAAUAAUACAAUUUGCUGAUAUUGUAUUUUCUUUAUCAUUUAUUUAACUGAGAAAUCAAUUUGAUGCUCUUACUUAAUUAUUAUUAUUUGUUAUACUUAUUUGAAUUUAUCAACAUAUUAAUUAUUUGCAUGCACUAUUUAGCAGAAACUAUGUAACAGAAAAUUAAUAUCACUAAACUAACCUCAGCUGAUCAUAGUUCAAAUUCGAUGUAAGCAUUUUUUUUGUCUAAAUGGCUACACGGUAACAAUUACUUGAGUAUAAUUUAAAGUUAUAUACGAUAUAGAUACACAUAUUAUAUGCAAUUCCGUACCUAACAACAUUAUGUUGAACUUGUAUACUUCAUAAUUAUCUGAGGUUCAUAAUACCUAUAUGUAUGUAUGUAUGUAUGUAUGUAUGUAUGUAUGUAUGUAGUGUUAUGCAAGUUGGUAUAUUUUUGUAUUAUAAAUGUGAUAUUUAUUAUCCACGGAAGUGUAAGGUUAAGUUAGAUUUCUACGAACAUUUUGAACUGAAUUAUAACAAAAUUUAAAAUAAUAAAACCAUUAUUAUCAUACAUUUUCCCGUUUUUCCCGUUAAUUAUGGAAACUGAUUGGAAAAUCAAAACAUAACUCUUCAAAAAAUAUUAACUAGAUAAUAUUCGCUGUUAGGAAAAGUGUUACGAUUGAUACAUCGGAGCAAGAUGUAAGGUUAUAAUUUUGUACAUAAUAUUAAAAAAAAAAUCAUUGUAAAACCAGUAUAUUUCUCGCUCCGCUUAGAAUCUAAAAUAUUCGAAAGAAUUGAAAUUGCAGUUUAUUACAACAAUAUUUCAUAAGUAUAGGAUAAUCUUAAUUUCUAAAUACACAACAGCAAAUAGUAUAGUUUUUUUUAGAUAUAUAAUAGCAUAUAAUAGUAUAAUAGAUGUAUAAUAAUUACAAACUAACCAUUUAUUAUCACCAUUUAUACAACCUAUUUGCCUACAUACAUAUAAUGUAAUGAUUUAUUUGACAGUUGUAAUAUUUGCGAUGCAAAUAUAUUUCCAAGUUCAGAACACAUCACCUACCUACCAGACACCAGUCACUGCUACGUAAUAGAUAAAUAAUAUUUUAUAGUUUUAUAUUAUGUUACGUACCUAUCCGUGGUAUUGUACUAAUAGGUUUUAAAUAUUGAUGCGCGACAAUGGAAUUUAUUUCAUAAUUUGUUUCCAUAAAAUCUCAAUCUGCUAUCUUUAUAUCUGAACAUAUGCGUAUAAGAAUGUUUUCAAAAUUGGAGAAAUUAACCAAUUUUUUUUAAAUAGUUAAGGUAUUCUGAAAAAAAAAAAAUUACUAAACUAAGUUAAAUUUUAUUUUCAAAUUUAAAUGAAUAUGAGUAGCAAAAUAAGUAUACACAUUUUCAGAAAAAUGAUAAAUUUUAAAGUUACUUUUUUAAAAUAACCCUUCGCUGCAUACUCAUAAACGUAUUUUUUACUUUUAAUAUUAAGAAUUUUAUAGACUAUCCCAUAUUUCUGUAUAGGCGCCGUGUGCCCAUCUUGUGUGAUAAAAUAUCGGUAUUUACGUAAAAAUACGUAAUUUUCUAGAAAAAAAAUUCAUAAUUAAUAACUUUUCAAAAAUAACUAUAUUUUAACGAAAUAACUAAGUUAUUUUCUAAUAAUAAAUAUUUUUUUAACUAAUGAUGAAACUUAUCUUGUGUAACUUAAAUUUUAACUUUUUUAUUAGUUAUACUACUAGUUCAGUUUCGAGAAUUAUAGGUGCAUAGGUAUACGUAUACUAUAUUCAAGUAAAAAUUAAUUUUGGUUAUAGAAUACAUUUUGUGAAUAAAUUAAAUUAUGUAAUAUAAUAUAUGGACACGGCAAACCUAAUAUAACUAUAAUAAAAAACCGAAAUGAAACGUACAUUUGUAUAAUGAUACUAUGUUGAUUAAUAUAUAAUAUAGGCAGGCGUACUGGGUACCUCUUAUGUAUGUUGUAUAAUGUAUACGGCUCCAUAGUGCCAGAGACCGUGAUACACGGUUUGUGAUUUUUAAAACCGAUCAUUAUCAACUUGUGCAGAAUACUUUUGUGCUGGCUAGUGGUUACCUAUAUAAUAUGGUACCCGCACUCCGCAGUAAUAGUUAAUUAGAACGUAUACAGGUACGUAUACAUUAUUGUGUAUCCUCAUUUCGGAAACAAAAAAAAAUGCGAUGUUACAGUAUAUAAAACAGGACCUGCAGAUCUGUAUAGAGAAUGUCAGAUGAUGGCAACGUAUUAUUAUUAUAUUAUGUGCGCACUCAUUGAUGGAAACCAAACUCUUAAAUUAUGUAUAUGUACAUAUAUUAUAUAGCGCCCGUAACCUAAUUGAUAAUUUAAAUAUUUCAUGUAUACCGCCGAACGGUCAAUAAUACAAUAUAGGUCAAGUGAUUGAAGUUAAAAGUUGUUGUUAAUUUAGCAACGUUUAAGAAAGACGUUAUUUAAACAAAAUAUAGAAUUGAAUUAAUUUAUAACAGUUAACGUUUAUAUUUUUUUGCAUUAGAAUACGAAUUUAAUUUUACAUUUUAAAAAAAUACUAUCGUGUAUAAUAUAGGGUACCUAUUCUGGUUUAAAACUUUUAUAAACAGAGCUUCAAACCAGUUUCUGAAUUAACUGGUUAUAUAUAUAUAUAUAUAUUGUAUAGAAAAAUUUACCUAUAAUACACGAACAAAACCACAAUUUAUACUUUUAAUAAAAAAAAAAAAGAGUUGAUAAAAAAAAAAUUGAAAAACGAACGCCGGUCAUUAACCGAAAAAAAUUAUUUCUGUUUGAUGCUCUGUUUUUAAGUGAGAUCCAGAGUUUAUGAUUGAAUCAACGGUUGAUUUCUAUACACUAUACGACUGUUUUAGAAAUCUUCACGCGGCGAUAUACCGACAAUUGUACAGAAAUGAGAUUGUAAAAUUUUUCGUUGAUGAAAAUUGAUAAUAAAAGUUAUUAUGAUAGCGACCAACUGUUCUCAUCCAAAUCGUUUUAAUUACUUAUUAUAUACUUAGUAGAUAGUAUGUAUAGAUAUCAUAAAAUUUGUAUAUACCUAUAUUGUAUAGUAAUUUAAAUUUAACGCAAAAUUAUGUAAAAUAUUAACACUACUGAUAUUAUUUGUGAUGCAAAUUAUAUCAAUUUUAUAAAUUAAUUGGCAUUAUCGAAUAAUAUUAAUAAUAAUAAUAAUAGAAAAAAAAAAAUGGCAGGUAUAGGUAGAAAUUAAAUAAAAGGAAUUGGCGAAAUGAGAUUAUUACGUGAUUUCGUGGUUAAUUAGUUUACGUAGUUUUAGUUUAGUUCAUUACGUAGGUAUUUAGUUUCCAUUUAUUUUUUACGGAUCGAGAAAAUUGAGAGAGGAAAUAAAAUAUAUAAUUAUCAAACCAGAACGUAAUGACCAGCAAUAAUAUUUAACGAAAAUAAUAAGAAUUCUAAAAAUGUAUUAAUAUAUAUAUAUAUAUAUAUAUACCGUUGUAAUGAACGAUUAAAAAAUGUAACUUUAUAACGUUAAAUUUUUUUGACAUAAAUAUAUAGACAAAUAAAGAUACAAUAAGAAGGUUAUACUCGAUGUAAAUAAUAGAAUUUUCAUUUUUUUUGUUUUAACGAAAUAAAACGUUACUUACCUAUAUUGUAUUCUUAUAUAUAUAUAUUUGUCAAUUAUUAAAUAUUUAUGUAUGUUUAAUUUUUAGAAUGAUAUUAAAAAAACCGUGACGUGGAGGAUAAAGUUUAUGAUCGGUUAUACAAUUUAACAUCGAAAAUAUAUAACAACGAAACCACAAUUGAGGUAUUGUUAAAUGGCAUGAGUCAUUCAUUGUAUAAAAGAAGAAAAAAAAGCUAUAAUAAUGGUAGGUAAUAACGUAAUGACAAUUUUCAAAUAGAUAAAUAACAACGAAAUCAACAUUUUUUAACGUUUAUCGAAAUUAACUACCGGGUGUUGAGAUCUAAAGCCAUGCGAUUUGAGAUGAAUUCAUGCCUUGGGUUUGAGAAAUCGAAAUUGUAAGUGAACAACCUCUAAACGAUUUUGGAAUUAAAGACAGAGAUCUGAAGAAAUAACGAAAUUUUCAACGGCCGAAUAAUUCAAAUGCCGAGCUACUUCAGAAGGCCAUAAAAUGCCGAAUAAUAUUUUUCAUGUACAAAUCGGAGAUAUCGUAUUUUUUUUAUCCAAUUAAAACUGUUAAGCCCACGGUUACAAUUUUAAAUAAAAUAACAAAAUUUAAAAUAUGGCAAUACCAUGAUCGGAAUUAUAAUUUCUAAAUUCUAAUGAAAAAAUUGCACAAAAAUCCGCAGUAGUGCCCAACAAAAUAACUAAAUUAAAAAUAACACAGAAAUCGUAAUUGCGAAAAGUUGUCCAACUUUUUAAGAAAAAAAAUGACCUUCGCGAUGCACCGACUAGACGCAAUUUACUGUCAGAAAUGAAAUCCCCCCCCCUCCUUUGAAGUUGAUGAUGGUCGGAGAAUAAUUUCCGGUAAAAAGUAUUGUUAAUAACUGACACACGCUCACCAUAACAAUCAAAACAUUCCUAGCUUCGUUCGGAAUCUAACACUGUAAUAUUAACGUAUUAAGUUCAUUCGUAAUAAUUUCCGUGUAAUAUAAUUGAUGUAGGUGUAUAAAAGUACUGGACACGUCAUAGGUACCUGUUCACAAAUGAUAAUCUCAACGCAAUAAUCUGUGACACAAACAUUCAUGGAAUGAGGAAUAAUUCUAUUUGUAAGAUUACAUGAGUUUAUCUCUACCUAGCCAUUGCAUUUUGCUCAACAUGUCUAUGUAUGUUAGGUAGAUAUUAGACGACUAGUUUAGUUGCACCUAGGUGGCUAGGUGUCGUAAAUUAUACACUCAACAGUCAACAUAUUAUAAUUUACCUACUUACAAUAAUAUUGCAACACGGCUGCAGCCAUACCUACGUGUAUAUUCGACGUAAACAUUUUAUCUUUUCACCUAGCUAUUUAAUAUAAUUUUAUCAUUUUGCAAAUACCUAUACUUAUUGUGUUAAGUUGUAGCACGCGUUUUAAUUUUUUCUUUUAAUUAUAUAAGAUGAUUUAAACAUAUAUAGGUAGAUAUUAUAGUGUUCCUAUAGACAACCUAACCUAGGUAUAUACUAUCUAGAAUAUUUUGAUAAUUUUUAAUUAUCUUGGAAACCAAAAGUAAACAAUAUCUAAAUAUCUUGGAUACACGACCUUGCGCAGAUAGAUACCGGGAGCCGUAAUCGAUUCCAAGGUUGUACAAAUGAAUCUAUAAAACAAAAAUUAUACUAAGUACCACACUACCACCUAGGUUAAUAGAUAUCGGGCAUAGAUUAGAGAUGUCGAUUACUGUUGAAAUAUUAGUACCUUCUUGGCUUAUGUAAACUAAUUAAUCAGCGGAAUGGGGGGGGGGUUAUAAUAAUAACGGGUAUUUAUUAAAAAUAAAUAAUCAUAAUAAUAAAUAUAUAUCGUGAGAUGUUCUAAACUAAACUUUACAAUAUAAUGUGCUUUGCAUAUAAACUUUGCCAUAUAAAUUGAAUUGUAGGUAUAAAAUAAAAAUAACAGGUAGGUAAAUCUAUCCAGACAUGAUAAGGCUCUCAAUAUGAGAUUUAUAGUUCGAGGAAAAAUUACGAUGACCUUGUAACAAGGUGAAACGCUUAUUGAUAUUACUCAUUGGCCUUGGCCAAGUUUACUUGAUCGUAAUAUAAUUUACUGAAACUGAAAUAAGUUAGGUGCCUAUGUAAAACGAUACUGGAACAAAAGCAUGUUUUAAUAGAAAUGCAUUUGACAGUUGUUUAUUUUAUUUGUUCAAUUACAAAUAGAAAUAAAGAAAAGUGGGUAGGUACGUAUAUGGGCAUUUAAAAUUAAAUUUACGAUUUCAUUCGUUUUCAUCCGUACGGAUAAUAUUCUUAUCAUAAAUAUCUACUUAGACUUUAGAGGCCAAAUUGUGAUUGUUUAAUUCUUAUAGGUAGUCAUCAUAUAUCUAUGCAACCUAUCUACCUACGUAUUGUUUGUCAGUCGACAAUUAUAAGAAGCAACCAACCGAACAACAUUUUGGUAGAUUUAACUAUUUAUUUUAUCAAUGAGAAAUUUCCUACCUUAAAAUACCUUCAUCUAACUAUUGUUGUAUAACGAAAUACGCAACUAAGAUUCAUCUGUAACGGUUUGAAACUAUAAAUAUAGACAUACCUAAGUAGCAUUCAGAAUCACAUUAAAUGAAAUUAUAUUCAAAUAACGCGUUAAAAAAGAAAAUCCGUUACAUGUAAUCAAACUUAUUAUGUAAGAUAAAAUCAAUACCUAUUAUACUUUGGCACCAAUAAUGGGCAAUGUUUAUUGAAAACAUUAUAAUAGUUUGUCAGGUUUGUAUACACUUAUAAGUUAUAACAUUAGUAAUUAGUACUCAAAAUAAUUGAAAAAUGAAAAACCUAUAAUUUUUUUACGAUGUUUUGUAAUAAAAGUUAUUGUACCUAUGUAUUAAUUAGGUUUAAAAUUAAAUAGAUAGGUACCAUUUGAAAAUUGUAAAAUUGUAUUCUAUAGAAACAUGUGCCAGGACAAGAUAAUGAAGUUCGCGAGACUUAUAAGUAAAAUGUAAAGUUUUACCAAAUACCAAAUAAAUAAAUUAGUAGGAAUUUAAUUAGUAAUUAGGUAUUAACCUAUUUAAUCGAUUGAAAAUUAUGUAUUUUUGUUACAGAUAUUGUUUUGUACAUUGAAUACUCAUAAAAUCGACAUGACUAAACUUCUGGGCAGUCAAAUCGGUCUAGAUGAUUUUAUAUUUGUACAUCGUAAAGGUAUGUCAAGAAAAUUUUGGAUAGUAUCAACCUAUAUCUAACAAUGUUGUUAUUUUUUAAUUAUUAGGCAGACCAAAAGAAAUCGAAAUUGCAAAGACAAACGAGGCACUCGGGUUAACUAUCACGGAUAACGGUUCAGGAUACUGUUUCAUUAAACGUAUUAAAGAAAAUAGCAUAAUUGACAACAUAUCAUAUAUAAAUGUAAGUUUUCCCGAACAAAAAAUAUUUUGUAUAAAACCAAUUGUAUCAUAAAUGUCAUACAAUUAUACUAAUACCCAAUCCUAAGAAUAAAAAUACACCUAAUUCAGUUGAUAAAUAUAUAUAUAAAAAAAAAUGGGUUUUUUCGAUGAUAAUUUAAACCAAAAACCAUAAAAUAGGUACCUAAUGUGCUUAAAAACAGAAAUAAAGCUAAAAUACGCAAUCAUAAAAAAUCGGAAAAUAUGCAAAGUAUCUAGAUGUAAAUAGGUAUUUUUAAUAAUAACUACACAUUUGCAUCACAAAAUGUAGGUAUGUUUAUCUUUCUUUAAUUCUUUCAUAGAAUUCUUUAAUAACCUAUAUGACAAUCUAAAAAAAAACCAUGAUACAUAGAUACAUAUGUAAUAUAAUAAGGAACUCUAAUAAAUUAUCACUAUUCAUGAAAAUGUAUUUAAAUAAUAUUUAUUAUGUAUAAUAGGUAGGUGAUCAUAUUGAAAAAAUAGACAAUGAAACUAUGGUAGGCAGAAGACACUAUGAAGUUGCCAAAUUGUUAAAAGACAUACCAAAAGGAUCCGUUUUCACAUUGCGAUUAAUAGAGCCUAUAAAAGCUGGAUUUUGUACGUAGAUUUUAUUUAAAAAAACCACACAUCCUUCGAAUAAACUAAAUAAUUAACAUAUUACCUAAUUAUAUGUUUUUAUUUUAUUAGCAAAUAUCGAGGCAAGAGGUUCAAAACGUGGAAAGAAUUUGUAUGGUAAUGGAAAAGAGACAUUACGAUUUAAAGCCAAUGGUGCAGCUGAGAUUCAUAAAGAGGUAAAAUAUAAAUCUAAAUUUUAAAUUCUUACUAUAGCAAGGGAUCUUCUAUUUGUUUUACUAUGAUAUGAGAUUUUUUUUCUGUGAGCAACUUUCAACCAGAAAUCGAGAAAUUCGCAGUAAUCGAAAAAUGACAAAAUAAUUUUUUUUUGUAGCAUUUUUAAUCUAAUAAUUGGUGAAUAUUAAAGUCAUUUUUUGAUUUUCCUAAUAAUUGUGAAAAACAGGAAAAGCACGCAAAAUGAAAAAUGACAAAUUUUUCAGUAUAAAUAGGUAAAUUUUUUUUACCAGAAAUAUUGCUUAAAACAAAAAAUUUAAGUAGCCUUUUUAGUUUAAUUUUUAAUCUAGUUAAUGAGUAAGUUGUUUUUUUUUUUAAUUUUCUUAACUAUUGAGCAAAACUAAGAAAAAACAGAAAGAACAGAAAAAUCUUUUACAGAAAUAAUUUCUUUAUUUUCAAUUUUUUUUUUUUGUAAUUCAGUUAACAAUAUUCAUAGAGACAUGAAAUUUUCGACAGAAAACUCAUAUUGUCCUUUUCUAGACAUGGUACUUAAAAUUUUUAAAAUAUCCUGAAAAUAUUUCUCGAGCUAUUUUACUAUAUAUAAAUAUUAUUUAUUUAUUUAUUUAUGUAUAAUUUAAAUACAAGUUAUUUUACAUUUUCCAGUCUUUCUUUAGUAGGUAGGUUAGGUUAGGUUUGUGGAUCUAAUUUUUUGAUCAAACAGAAAUGCUUGACAAUUUAACAAGGUUUAUUAUAAGUUGUACAUUGUGAUAAAGAAAAGUUAAAAGCGCAAUGUAAUUUUUUUUUAUAAUUGUUUUAACAUCAAAUAUUGAUGAAAACUGUCAGUAUUACAGCAUUUUACAACGUAUAGUUGAAUUUCGUUUAGAAUUUUAUUCCAUUAUUAUUGGUUUAUUGUUGCUUACAAAUUUAAAUUAAAUAAUUUUGUUUUACCUUCCCACCCAGUAACAUAGCAAACUACUGUUUUGAAUUUUAUAGGGUGAUUGGAUGAGUUUUUUUUUAUGAAAUUUGAAUGAUUAGGAGACACGUUGCUAAACGUACAUGUAGUUAUUAAUUAGCCGUAGGUACAAAUUACUGGAUUGGAGUGGGUAGUGGUUGUAAAAAAUAAUUUACUUUUAUAUUAUUUAAUGUUUGCAGUGCCAUUAUUUUAACUUUAAAAAUGUGUACAGCUAUUUUAAAAAAAAUAUGAAUUAAUAUUUAAAACAAUUUAUUAGAACGAUGAGUCACAGAAAGGUAUUGCCAAAAUCAAUCAACUACUUGAAAACUUGUUGGGUAUCAGUGACGUCGAGCUUGGUAUUUUUAUUUUUAUUAUUAAUAUUGUUAUUUUUUUAACAAGUAAAUCAGUAACUUAUUGUACCUACUGUUUUUUUUUAUUCAUGCAGCCACACAGAUCUGGGAGAAAGGAGAAGAUAAACUGAAUAGCAUGGAUUUUGCCGAAGCUGUCGACAAUUCUGAUUUAGAUGAAUUAGGAUUCACAGAUGAUUUUAUUAUUGAACUCUGGGGUGUCAUAACAGAUGCUAGAGCAGGCCGUUUGAAAAAUUAAUUGUCUGCCUAUAAUAUGUAAUCUUAUAAUGUGUCUAUUAGUAAUUAGUUUAUAUUGUAUAUUUUGUACUGAUAGUUUAAUAAAAAUGUAUUUUGAAAUUAUAAGUACAUUUAUAAGCGAGAUUUAUUCGAGACUAUUCUAAGAAUAUUAAAUGUAAUAAAUUAUUAUAUUUGUAUAAUAUAUAUCAGUUCUUAUGUGCAUGAAAUAUGAUAAUAUAAGACAUAUAGGUACUCAUUUUCAUAGCAAAACUAGAAAUGCAAUUUUGGAAGUGCUAUACAAUUAUUUGUUAUUUGUUUAGCUUCCAAAAUAUAAAUAGUGUUAAUACAAACAAUUGCCUGUUUUAAAUUUGAUUCAGUGGCACUAAGAUAACUCUCUUGAGACUCAAAUACGGUUGAUUGAACACUCUUUCUAAUAUACAUUAGCUUGUAAAAAGUACUACAAUCUAGAAUUUGAAAACUUUUUUAAUACUUAGAAAAUAAGCCCUUUGAUCUCAAAGAUACAGAAAUCUUAUCAGCUGUUCAGAUUUGUUUUCUAUCAAAGAUGGCAUUAAAUUAAAGAUUGGCACUAUGUUAUUAUAUUUCUUUUAACGUUAAAUUUAAGUCUGCUUCAGUGCAUAGAUUAUUUAAUUAAUUUGUUUAUUAUUUAAAUAAUUAUUUGUGUACAAUAUUUGUUUUAAUUUAAUUAAUUUUUUCUGUAAAUAUGAUGAAUGAUGAUUUAUUAUCCUAGUUUUUUGUAAGUCAAAAAAACUAAGUUACCUACUUGAAAUUGUUUUUAUUAUAUAUACCUACUUGAUAAUUUUACUUUUUUUUUAAAGUAGGAUAUUAAAAUUUUUUUAAAAAAUACAAUGUUUAAAUGAAAAUAUAAUAUUGCAGUAUAUAAGUAUAGUUAUGUCACCAUAUGGGGUAACUAAUUCACUCCAAUAUGGAAUUUUUUGUGAAAAUAAUGUAUCGAGAUGAGAAAAUGAGAACUAUUACAGUAGCAAUACUUCAAAAGAAAUGUUAAGUGUUACCUACUGUAAAGAUAUGCUUAAUAAAUAAUUAAUUUACAUUGCUUACUUACAAAUAAUACAAAUAUAAUAAAUAUAUUUUACAUUCCUUAGCAUUUUAACAAAAAUAGAGUUAUAAAAUAUUUUAAUGUUUAUUAUCCUUAUAACCUAUCUGCGGUUUAGAUGAAUUAUUGGUUAUCUUUAGUAGAAGUACUUUGUAAAAGCUUCAGGAUUGCAACUCGGAAUUUAAUUUUUUGAUCUCUGUUUAAUGUUUUAACCAUAGGUAAUGUUGAUUUAUAAAAGUUAAGGUCUUCAUCAUCAGUAUCUCUAUUUAUUCUUUGUAUUUGUUCAGUACAGCUUUGUUUUAUUGAGUCCAAUAAUAAAUCAAUUUUUGUUUCCAAGUUAGUUUCCUUUUUAAUUUGAUUAGGUGGAGGAACCAAUGUGUUUUCUAUAUCGUUUUCAAUUUUAAUUUUAUCAUUUAAAAUCACAUCAUCAGACAAUUGUGUUUUUUCAACAAUUUCAUGUAUCAAAUCAGAUUUUAUACUGCUCGUAGUCGGUAGAAUACACAUAUUGUCUUUGGAACUUGUCCAUUUUGAUGCAAGAUUGUGCACUGUGAAAAAAAAAAAUUAGUUUUAAUUUUAGUUAUUUAGUUCUGGAUUUAAUUAAAUUCCUAAAUGUUUUGUGUAUUAAAAAUCUGC